Molecule: messenger RNA, 3649 nt
Organism: Coturnix japonica (Japanese quail)
Lineage: Eukaryota; Metazoa; Chordata; Aves; Galliformes; Phasianidae
Gene: HSPA4
Product: heat shock protein family A (Hsp70) member 4
Biological process (GO): protein folding
Cellular component (GO): nucleus; cytosol
Molecular function (GO): ATP binding; ATP-dependent protein folding chaperone
Source: RefSeq, a predicted model, not a curated record
CCGGGCCCCGCCCCCCCCUCCCCACAGCGCCGCCGCCGCCGCCGCGCAUUUAAACGGGCCGGGCCGCUCCGCGCCGCUCCUCAGCUCCGUCCGGCUGCGCCUUCUCGCCCGGCCGCGCCAUGUCGGUGGUGGGCAUCGACCUGGGCUUCCAGAGCUGCUACAUCGCCGUGGCUCGGGCCGGCGGCAUCGAGACCGUCGCCAACGAGUACAGCGACCGCUGCACGCCGUCAUGCAUCGCCUUUGGACCCAAGAACCGCUCUAUUGGUGCUGCAGCUAAAAGCCAGGUUAUUUCAAAUGCAAAGAAUACAGUACAAAGUUUUAAAAGAUUUCAUGGUCGUGCAUUCUCAGAUCCCUUUGUUCAAGCUGAAAAAACAAGCCUUGCCUAUGAACUUGUCCAGCUGCCAACAGGUUCCACUGGCAUCAAGGUUAUGUAUAUGGAAGAAGAGAGAAACUUUACUAUUGAACAGAUGACUGGAAUGCUUCUUACCAAACUAAAAGAGACUGCUGAGAAUGCGCUUAAGAAGCCUGUAGUUGACUGUGUUGUUUCUGUUCCAUGUUUCUACACAGAUGCAGAGAGGAGAUCUGUGAUGGAUGCCACACAAAUUGCUGGUCUCAACUGCCUGAGGCUAAUAAAUGAAACAACUGCAGUUGCCCUUGCAUAUGGAAUCUAUAAGCAAGACCUGCCUGCCCUAGAGGAGAAGCCACGGAAUGUUGUUUUUGUGGAUAUGGGGCAUUCUGCGUAUCAAGUUUCUAUUUGUGCAUUCAAUAAAGGGAAACUGAAAGUUCUUGCUACAGCAUUUGACACAACACUUGGGGGCAGGAAAUUCGAUGAGGUGUUAGUUGAAUAUUUCUGUGAAGAAUUUGGGAAGAAAUAUAAACUAGACAUCAAGUCGAAGAUUCGUGCGUUGCUGAGGCUGUAUCAGGAAUGUGAAAAGCUGAAGAAGCUUAUGAGUGCAAAUGCUUCUGACCUUCCACUGAACAUUGAGUGUUUCAUGAAUGACAUUGAUGUUUCUGGAAAGAUGAACAGAAGUAAAUUUUUAGAGAUGUGUGAUGGACUUCUUGCAAGAGUAGAAGCCCCCCUUCGUAGUGUGCUGGAACAAAGCAAGUUAAAGAAGGAGGAUAUUUAUGCAGUAGAAAUAGUGGGUGGCACAACAAGAAUCCCUGCUGUUAAAGAGAAGAUCAGUAAAUUUUUUGGCAAAGAAGUCAGUACGACUCUGAAUGCAGAUGAGGCCGUUGCACGAGGUUGUGCACUGCAGUGUGCUAUUUUGUCACCAGCAUUCAAAGUGAGAGAGUUUUCUAUCACAGACUUGAUUCCGUACCCUAUUUCUUUGCGAUGGAAUUCACCAGCAGAAGAAGGGUUAAGUGACUGUGAGGUCUUUCCCAAGAACCACGCUGCUCCAUUUUCUAAGGUCCUCACGUUCUACAGAAAAGAACCAUUCACUCUUGAGGCGUAUUACAGUUCUCCCAAGGAGCUGCCUUACCCAGAUCCUGCUAUUGCUCACUUCUUGGUUCAGAAGGUCACCCCUCAAACAGAUGGAUCCAGUUCGAAAGUGAAAGUCAAAGUUAGAGUAAAUAUCCACGGUAUCUUCAGUGUUUCAAGUGCUUCUUUGGUGGAGGUUCAUAAAUCUGAUGAGAGCGAAGAGCCUAUGGAAACAGAUCAGCAUGCGAAAGAGGAAGAGAAGAUGCAGGUAGACCAGGAGGAGCAGCAAAAGACUGAAGAACAGCAGCAGGUCCAAGCUGAAAACAAGGCAGAGUCAGAAGAAAUGGAGACUUCUCAAGGUGACUCUAAAGACAAGAAAGUGGAUCAGCCACCUCAAGCCAAGAAGGCUAAAGUAAAGACUACUACAGUGGACCUUCCCAUUGAGAACCAGUUGGUGUGGCAGAUAGGGAAAGACAUGCUGAACUUAUUCAUUGAGAAUGAGGGUAAAAUGAUAAUGCAGGAUAAGCUGGAGAAGGAGAGGAAUGAUGCUAAGAAUGCUGUAGAAGAAUACGUGUAUGAAAUGAGAGACAAACUCUGCAGUAUUUAUGAGAAGUUUGUUAGUGAAGAUGAUCGAAAUAGCUUCACGUUGAUGUUGGAAGACACAGAAAACUGGCUUUAUGAAGAUGGAGAGGACCAGCCAAAGCAAGUCUACAUGGAUAAGUUAACAGAGCUGAAGGCCUUGGGUCAGCCCAUUCAGGCGAGAUUUCAAGAAUCGGAGGAAAGGCCAAAAGCAUUUGAGGAACUGGGGAAGCAAAUCCAGCAGUACAUGAAAACUGUUCAUGCCUUCAAAGCAAAGGACGAGCAAUAUGACCACCUGGAUGAAGCAGAUGUUGCAAAAGUGGAGAAAAGUGCAAAUGAAGCGAUGGAAUGGAUGAACAACAAACUCAAUCUUCAGAACAAGAGGAGUCUUACUUUGGACCCAGUUAUAAAAGCUAAAGACAUACAAGCUAAAACUAAAGAGUUGACGAGUAUUUGCAGUCCUAUAGUUACAAAACCAAAACCCAAAGUUGAACUCCCGAAGGAGGAGCAGAAACCGACCGAACCGAAUGGACCAGUAGAAGGGCAGGGAGAUGGCAGCAGCGGGGCCCAAAGUGCUGACCCCAAUGCUGCGCCCGCCCCAACGGCUGCGGAAAAGAAGCUUCCUGAGAUGGACAUUGACUGAAUGUCAGUACUUGUUUAUAUUACUGCAACCGACAAUAAAGCUUUAAGUUGUCAACUUUGUAUGUUCUGAAUACAGAUUGAAGCAAGCAAAUACCACAGCACUCUUGGUAAUCUUCAGAGAGGUUUGGUCAGUGCCUGAAGUCAGAAUGCUUAGGUAGCCAACUGCUCGGUCAGACCAGCAGUAUUUCUUGCCAUAGUGAUUGUAGCUAGAGGCUUCUGAUAUUGUUACUGCACCUGCAGAAGCAGCCACGAGCUGUCUCCAUGUUAAAGCAUGUUCAUGCUGAGUCAGUCUUGUUUUGAGAAGGGAGACUGCAAACGCUGUAGUCCAGUUUUCCAUGCUGUUCACAGCAGUGCUCAUCAGGAAAUGCCACUAAUGGUAGGAUGGUGAGACAGGGAUGGGGAGGGAGGCUGCUCCUCAGGGCCUGCAGCAUCCUCUAUCUGCUUACCUUAGUCUAGCCUGCAUUUAAGCAUUAACACACCUCUAGGUUUAUCUUUACCUGCACCUGAACAGCUCAUACUGCCACGAGGUUAGUGGUUAGUGUUCCCAUUACCUUUAUUCCUUAGUGGGCAUCAUCACAUCACUGAUAGCCCCAAAUCAGGUUCAUUUACCUGCUCUGUAGAAUAGCAGCUGUACGCUCCUAACAGCUCAGCCAUGGAUGUGCUCUAACCAUGAAGUAGACGCCCAGGUUAGUUACAUGAGCGCUGCCUGCAGCUCGGGGGGUGCUCAUAGAAGGAGGGCUGUGUUUCAGCUGCCCGCACUGAGCGCUGACUGAUGCCUUCCCAACUCCUUGCAGGGCUGUGCUUGCUGCCAUGAGGCCUUCAUUUGGAAUGCUUGGUUUUCUUCUUUUCCAGGAACAAAGCGUUUUCAUUUUCUAUGAGUUUUCUGCAGUAAUUUGCUUCUAGUACUGAUUGUCAUUAAACUUGCAAACAUGAAUUUGUAUGUGUUAAAGCUGACGUUGAAACACAGUUCAGCUGUUGGAAGAAAUAAAUGCACUGGAUUCUACUGGA